Molecule: messenger RNA, 4299 nt
Organism: Vollenhovia emeryi
Lineage: Eukaryota; Metazoa; Arthropoda; Insecta; Hymenoptera; Formicidae
Exons: 3
Coding region: 1-4299 (1432 amino acids)
Molecular function (GO): nucleic acid binding
Source: RefSeq, a predicted model, not a curated record
AUGGAGUUACCCUCCAUGCACAAGGAGAACGCCACCGAGCUGCGACAAAUCGCGGACGGUGCGUCCAAGCACUUGAACGCUCUUCGAGCGCUGAAUCGCCCCAUCGAGCAAUGGGACGAUUUACUUGUAUUUAUCGUGGGUUCAAAACUUGACGCGCUCACACUGCGAGAAUGGCAAGCGUCAUUAACGGGAUCCGAUAUCCCGACCUUCAAAAAACAAGUCGAGUUUAUCGCGCAUCGAUGUCAGGUUCUCGAGGCCACCGGCAAGGCUAAUGUCGCGGGCGCGAAGAUCGCCAACGCUCGUGCUUCAGCAAAUGGGAAGCGCCAGGCUGCGUGCGCGGCGACGUUGAAAUUCAAAUGUAGCUUCUGCAAGGGUGAUCAUUCGGUGUAUCACUGCAAAAAGUUUCUUGACCUCAGUAUUUCACGUAGAAAUGCCGAAAUUCGCAAGUUAAAGGUUUGCCUCAAUUGUCUGCGGUCUACGUCGCAUACAGCAAAUAAGUGCACUGCGGGCGCGUGCAGGGUGUGCAAGGCUAAACACAAUACGUUGCUGCACACGACCACGUCCAGCGAGACGACCGAUUCCAAUCAAGAGGCGACAGAGAAAUCAGGCUCAACGGUAUCACCUACUGCGCUAGCCAUGCACUUAUCGUGCCCCCUCGACGGCAAGUAUGCCAUGCUUUCAACGGCCGUCGUACACGUCCAGGAUCAUAAGAAUUCGUUAGUGCCGUGCCGCGCAUUGCUGGAUUGCGGCUCACAGGCGAACUUCGUAUCGAGGAAGUUCCUGUCCAUGCUCGGCAUCACACCACGCGCCGUAGACAUUUCCAUCUCUGGCAUAAAUGGCUCGACUACCAAAUCCACGCAAACCGCCCGGUUGAAAAUGCAAUCACGCACGAACGCAUUCUCCUUCGAUAUAGAAUGCAUCGUCACGGAUCGGCUCGCCGAUCCCCAAUUCCACGUGUCAGCUAACGUCGACGUUCUCAUCGGAGCGGAUCUGUUUUGGGAUUUAAUAUGCGUAGGGCAGAUCAAGGCGUCGCAAACACACCCGACCUUACAGAAGACACGGCUGGGAUGGAUCCUGGCGGGUCGAUUGGGCAAUCCGCCCGGGCCACCGGAAACAAUUAGAUCGUUUCACGCAACGGUGACCAACGCGCAGCUUCACGAGCAGUUGAGCGGGUUUUGGCGCCAGGAGGACGUUGCCAACCAGCCAAUCAACUAUAGCAUCGACGAGAAGCACUUCCUAGAAAGCGUGACCCAAGCCACCAGCGGCAGAUACGUGGUAAAACUUCCUGUCAAGGAACAAACAAUCGCUAAGCUCGGCGAGUCUGAAGGCACUGCGCGGAAACGAUUGCAGUCACUCGAGAAGCGGUUCAAGCGCGAACCAUCUUUGAAGCCACGCUAUGAAAAAUUCAUCGACGAGUACGCUGCACUUGGCCACAUGAAAUUGGUUUCCCCGCAACCUGACGAAAGGGGAUCCGUUUACUUGCCACAUCAUUGCGUGUUCAAGACCACAUCGACGUCAUCGAAACUACGAGUUGUAUUCGAUGCUUCCUGCAAAACGACCACGGGAGUAUCUUUAAACGACGCGCUCAUGGUAGGGCCCGUCGUCCAGCAGGACUUGAUGUCCAUUUUAAUGCGCUUCCGCACUUUCCGGUACGUUUUUUCUGCCGACAUAAUAAAAAUGUACCGGCAAAUUUGGGUCGACCCGUCGCAGACGUCACUUCAGCGAAUCUUGUGGCGAGGCGACACAAACUCGGACAUCAAGACGUACGAGCUGCUCACCGUCACCUACGGUACCGCCUCGGCCUCGUACCUGGCAACGAGGUGCCUCAAACACUUGGCAGAGCAACACGAGGCUGAGUAUUCGUUGGGAUCGAAGAUCGUCAAGCGAGACUUUUACGUAGACGAUCUACUGACGGGAGCGGACACGCUCUGCGAGGCCAAGCUAAUUCGGGUGGAAGUCAUUCAACUAUUGCGGCUAGGAUGCUUUGAGCUCAGCAAGUGGGCUUCAAACUGCCCGGAGUUAAUAAAGGACAGCGCGAGUCAGGAUCAAGGGCCGAUCACAAUCGACGAUAACGCAACUUCCCACAUCUUGGGAAUGAACUGGGAUCAAGUCGAGGAUACCUUUCUAAUCUCACACAACGCUGCCGAAGGUCAAGACAAUAUCUCGAAGCGUACGAUAUUGUUGGGUGUCGCCAGACUGUUUGACCCUCUCGGACUCCUCGGUCCUAUCAUCGUCACAGCGAAACUCAUCCUCCAGGAACUGUGGCAGGCAGGGAGCCAUUGGGAUGAAUCGGUGCCGCAAGAUAUUCACACGCGCUGGUCAAGGUUUGAGCGACAGUUAACCGACUUAAGGAAAUUGCGGGUUCCUCGGUGUGUGAAAUUCUCCACGAAUCCACAACGCGUGGAAAUACACGGGUUCGCCGACGCCAGCCAGCGGGCGUACGGAGCCUGUUUGUACGUAAGAACCAAACAAGACGACGGCCAAUACCGCACCGAAUUGCUAUGUUCCAAAUCGCGCGUUGCACCGUUGAAAGCGAUAUCGCUGCCAAGGUUAGAGCUAUCGGCGGCAUUGUUGCUAUCGCGUCUACUGGAAAAGGUUCGCGCAUCAUGUGAUCUAGCCAACAUGGAAAUCUUCCUGUGGUCAGACUCCACGAUUACACUAAAUUGGAUAAAUUCAUCUUCCAGAAGGUGGGAGGUAUUUGUAGCCAACCGGAUUGGGGAGAUACAACGUAUAACCGAAGUAAGGGACUGGCGGCACAUUGCCUCAGCCGACAACCCGGCCGACAUCUUGUCGCGCGGACUCUACCCAUGUGAGCUAGGGGACGCGGGCUUGUGGUGGCACGGCCCUGCAUUCCUGCAAUCUCACAAGAAUUGCUGGCCAAGCGGAGACUUCACCCGCCUGGGGGGCGAGGUUCCCGAAGAGCGAAGAACAGUAGCGGUCGUCCUCAUCGCCGACUGUUCGAUCAUCAACGAAUUACUGGAAAAACAUUCCAACCUUAACAAGGUAUGCCGCAUCCUGGCGUAUUGCCUCCGAUGGCGCCAGAGGCAUCGAUCGAGCGCACCGACGAAAUUCGUCUCACACGGCGAGGUAACUUACGCCCUCGAAGUCGCGUGUAGAGAGGUGCAGAAGGCAGCUUUCCCCAACGAAUACAACCAGCUAAGCAAGAAUGGAACCAUCAGCGCAUCUAGUAGACUACUGCCUCUAGCUCCCUUCCUCGAUAAGGACGGAUUAAUUCGUGUAGGGGGGAGAUUAAAAAAUUCCGGUUUGCAAUUCGAUGCGUGUCAUCCCAUAUUGCUUCCGCGUGAGCAUGAACUAAAGAAACGCGUAAUAAGCCAAGAGCACGUGCGCAGCCUGCAUGCGGGAGCACAAGCCACUAUGGCCGCUGUCAGACAGCGUUUUUGGCCACUUUCUCUUCGUUCCGCCGUGCGAAAAAUUGUUAGAAAUUGUGUGAUAUGCUUCAAGGCCAGUCCGAUUCAGUCGGAGGCUUUAAUGGGCUCGUUGCCGAGCAGCCGCGUCACCGUAUCAAGGCCAUUCUCGCAGUGUGGCGUGGAUUACGCCGGCCCGAUCAUUUUAAGGGAAGGAAAACGACGCAACGCCCGCAACCACAAGGCGUACAUUUCGAUUUUCGUAUGUUUUGCAACGAAAGGUGUUCACAUCGAAUUGAGUGAGGUACAGCAAUUCCUUCGCGAACAACAAACGACAUGGAAUUUCAUUCCCCCGAACGCGCCGCAUUUUGGCGGCCUAUGGGAAGCCGCUGUAAAGUCAGCCAAGUACCACAUGUCGCGAAUCAUCGGUAAGGCCCAUUUGACAUUCGAAGAAAUGUCGACAGUGCUGUGCGAGGUGGAGGCAAUUCUCACUUCUCGGUCGCUCACGCAGCUGAGCUCUGAUUCAAACGACUUGGCAUAUCUUAGUCCAGGCCAUUUUCUAAUCGGUGCCCCGCUCAACAGCAUUCUUUGCCACAAUGUGCAUGACAUAAAUGAGAACCGGCUAACGCGCUGGCAGAGAGUGGAGCAAAUACGCCAGCAUUUUUGGCAAAGAUGGAGUAAUGAAUAUCUCCACUACCUGCAGGAGCGAACCAAAUGGAGACUCAAUAAGGGCAUACAGUUGAAACCGAAACAACUGGUGCUCAUUCGACAACAGGGCUUGGCUCCGUUACAGUGGCUCCUAGGUAGAGUGCAGGAAGUGCACACCGGUUCCGAUGGCGUCACGCGCGCCGCUACCGUCCGUACGGCCAAGGGGUCAUUAACAAGACCCUUGUCCAAACUAGCGAUAUUACCGAUAGACGUAGAUAUAGAUUAA